CCAAAAUAGAAAUUUCCAACAAGAACCCAAUCAAACAGCUUUGUCCGGAAGCGCGCCAUUUUCUUCCUUAUCUUCCUUCUCGGUUGUUGUACCCAUUACUUCGUCAUAUGCUUUAUCCGAUUCUUCACUCUAAAGUCGGCGUCACCCUAUCGGUAUCUUUAUCUCUUCCCGGAUCUCGAUGCUUUCUAGAAAUCAAUUUCCCUGGUAUAUUAAUUACUCUCACAUGCCUCAUCCUUUUCAAAUUCUGUAAUUGUAGCCUUUCUGUUUUCUCUGGGAUUUCUUUUCCGGGUUUGUUCUUUGUUUUGGUCGGUUUGAGAGUUUUGGGUUCUGAUUUGGAAACCCACUUGGCUGUUGAUUUUUUAUUGUGGUUCUGGUUGGGGGAUUUGAGUUGGAAAUUUGUGUUUUUUCUGUCUGGGUUUAUGUGGGAUUUUGAAGCACCGUUGGAAUUUUGAACGAUGGGUUGUUUUUAAUCAAGUUUUUCUGGAUGAGAAUCUGAUCUCUGGAGCUUUGAGGGUUUCAACGGUUAUGGGAAUUUUGGGGCUCUGAACCGGAACCUAUUGGGUUGUUGACUUGCCGAGCUGGUCCUGGUUGGAAGUUAAGAGGAUUUGUGAUCAGAAGUAUGCGCUUUGGCAUUUGGUUCAGGAUCAACAGCUUGGCAUUGCUACUUUUAUCCAUUUCUUAAAAUUUAGUCGGUGCAAUUACUUCUUUUUGUUGAUUUUGGUAAGAACUUUUAUCAGAAUUACUGAUAUAUUAUAGAUUGCAACAAUAGUUUAUUCUUAAUAUAUUUUCCUAAAUCUUUCGAGCUAAAGUAUUGAAGAGAAAUCAGUUUAUUCAGUUUGAGGUUGAAUUGGUUUCUCAUUGAUUUCGUAUUUAGUUCUUGGGAGCUAUCCAAUUUAAGUUUGCGGCGAGAACCCAUUUUUCAUUAUCAUCUUACGCAUUCUGCAAAAGUCAGCCUUUUCUUCUUAAAUCUUGAGGUAAUUUUUUAAAUUUAGGUUGUUUGGUUUCCGUCUAGAUCAUAAUUUAUUAGAACUCAAUAGAUUUUUCUUUUUUUGCUCUUUUUCUUCAGCUUUGUACAUUAAGCAUAUUGAGCUGUGGACAUAACCAAUCAUUUAAACAAACACCUGUAUAUUAACCAAGAUAUGGAUAUUAGUAAUGAGGCCAGUGUUGAUCCUUUUUCAAUUGGACCUUCAACCAUUAUUGGUCGAACAAUAGCUUUCAGAAUUUUAUUCUGCAAGUCCAUGUCCCAUUUGAGGUAUCAAAUACUUCAUGUGUUUUUGGAUCUAAUCUAUAGAUUUAAGGACUUUAUGGCACCCAUGGUAGCAUGGUUACACCCCCGAAACCCACAAGGAAUAUUGGCAAUGGUGACAAUAAUCGCAUUUUUAUUGAAACGAUAUACAAAUGUAAAACAGAGGGCUGAAAUGGCUUAUCGGAGGAAUUUUUGGAGAAAUAUGAUGAGAACUGCAUUGACCUAUGAGGAAUGGGCUCAUGCUGCGAAGAUGCUAGAUAAAGAGACCCCAAAACUGAAUGAAUCAGACCUGUAUGAUGAAGAACUUGUGAGAAACAAGGUUCAAGAACUCCGCCAUCGCCGCCAAGAGAGAUCCCUGAGGGAUAUUAUUUUUUGCAUGCGAGCUGAUCUUAUCAGAAAUCUCGGUAAUAUGUGCAAUCCUGAACUUCACAAGGGUAGGCUUCACGUGCCGAAGCUCAUAAAGGAGUACAUAGAUGAGGUCUCAACUCAGUUGAGAAUGGUUUGUGAUUCAGAUUCAGAGGAGCUAUCAUUAGAAGAGAAGCUUGCUUUCAUGCAUGAAACGAGGCAUGCCUUUGGGAGGACAGCUUUGCUUUUGAGUGGGGGUGCUUCCCUUGGAUCUUUUCACGUCGGUGUGGUUAGAACACUGGUUGAGCAUAAGCUUGUGCCCAGAAUAAUUGCUGGCUCUAGUGUAGGAUCUAUUAUGUGUGCUGUGGUUGCCACUAGGUCUUGGCCUGAGCUACAGAGUUUUUUUGAAGAUUCUUUGCACUCCUUGCAGUUUUUUGAUCAGAUAGGUGGGAUUUUUACUGUAGUGAAGAGGGUCAUGACACAAGGGGCUGUUCACGAGAUCAGGCAGUUGCAAAUGAUGUUGAGGCAUCUAACAAGUAACCUUACAUUUCAAGAAGCUUAUGAUAUGACAGGUCGAAUUCUUGGGAUAACGGUUUGCUCCCCAAGGAAGCAUGAGCCACCUAGAUGCCUUAAUUACUUGACUUCACCUCAUGUUGUUGUAUGGAGUGCAGUGACUGCUUCUUGUGCAUUUCCUGGACUCUUCGAGGCUCAGGAGCUGAUGGCAAAGGAUAGAAGUGGAGAGAUCGUUCCUUAUCAUCCACCAUUUAACUUGGAUCCCGAGGAGGGCUCUGGUACUCAUGUGCGACGGUGGAGAGAUGGCAGCCUGGAGAUUGAUUUGCCUAUGAUGCAAUUGAAAGAACUGUUCAAUGUGAAUCAUUUUAUUGUCAGUCAGGCAAAUCCUCAUAUAGCACCAUUGUUGAGGAUGAAAGAAUUUGUGAGAGCUUAUGGAGGCAACUUCGCUGCCAAGCUUGCUCAUCUUGUGGAGAUGGAGGUGAAACAUAGAUGCAACCAGAUAAUGGAACUUGGUUUCCCUUUAGGGGGUAUUGCUCAGUUGUUUGCUCAAGAUUGGGAGGGUGAUGUCACUGUUGUUAUGCCUGCCACACUCGCUCAGUACUCAAAAAUGAUACAAAACAUAUCAUAUGUGGAGCUUCAAAAGGCAGCAAACCAAGGGAGAAGGUGUACUUGGGAGAAGCUCUCGGCCAUAAAAGCAAACUGCGGGAUCGAGCUUGCUCUUGAUGAGUGUGUUGCAAUUCUCAACCACAUGCGUAGACUAAAAAGGAGUGCCGAGAGAGCUGCUGCUUCUUCUCUUGGCCUAGCUAGCACAGCGAAAUUCAGUGCUUCCAGACGAAUUCCUUCUUGGAAUUGCAUUGCGCGAGAGAAUUCCACUGGCUCCCUUGAAGACCUUCAAGAUGUCGCUUCCUCGUACCAUCAAGGAGUUGGUGGAUCCACUGGAGGAGGACCUUCUGGUAAAAAUUUUCGAAACCACCGUAACUUGCAUGAUGGAAGUGACAGUGAGUCUGAAAGUGUUGAUUUAAAUUCUUGGACGAGGUCUGGCGGGCCCUUGAUGAGAACUACUUCAGCUGAAAAGUUUAUUCACUUUGUCCAAAAUUUGGACGUCGAUGCGGAACUAAACAGAGGCUUAAUGGCUAAUCCUAACUCAAUUACUCUUCAAAUAGUAGGCAACAAUCAAUAUUAUCAUAAUCCAAUGGUGACAACACCAGAUAGAAACCCUGAAGUCCCAGACUUUGAUCAGAGGGAUCUUGGCAAUAGAGUUUCCAGUAAUGGUUCCAGUAGUGGUUCCAGCAUAAUGGUGACUGAAGGUGAUCUUUUGCAGCCUGAAAGGACCCAUAAUGGGAUUGUGUUUAAUGUUGUUAAGAAAGAAGAUUUAACAGUGUCAACUAGGAGCCACGAUGCGGAAAGUUACAGCAGUGACAUUCCUGAAUGCAUGCAACUCGAUUGUCUUGAGAAGGAGACUGAUGCUAGCUCUGCAUCUGAAUAUGGCGAUGACAUUGUUGCUACAACAAACAGUCUAAAUGUUCCAGAUUCUACUUCUGGGGAUCACUCUGGCAUAGAUGAUGGCAGCAGUCAACAUGUUGUCGAUGGUUAAUUUUGAGAACCAUUAUGUUUCAAUGAUUUUUCCAUGUUGUUGAAGUUCUCUUGUUGCCAAUGAACUGCAGGACUAUGAGUUCAAGAAGAGAUUAGAAGUAAAGGUUACAUAUACAGCUUAAAGUUUUAAAUAGAAGCAGCCCAAUGUGCUUUGCAAGUAAUUUGGCAAGAAAGUUACUUGAUUCUGGAUUUUCUGCAAACAGCAUGGAUUUGAUUUUGUAAUCGAAUCAUGCAUAUAAACACCAUGUUUUGAUGCUGUCAUUCCUAUUUUAUCAACAAAUGAAAUAGAAGUAAUAUAACCCAGAUGUAGUUUACCAAAU
Molecule: messenger RNA, 4017 nt
Organism: Corylus avellana
Lineage: Eukaryota; Viridiplantae; Streptophyta; Magnoliopsida; Fagales; Betulaceae
Gene: SDP1-LIKE
Product: sugar-dependent 1-like protein
Biological process (GO): lipid metabolic process
Molecular function (GO): triacylglycerol lipase activity
Source: RefSeq, a predicted model, not a curated record